AUGUUUGACGUUGAAGACGAAGAAGAGAAGAAGAGAGAAGACGACGACGAAAAGCAAGACAGCCGACUUCGACCUUUUUCUCCAGAAGAGGAAAAAGACGACGACGAAGAUGAGGACAAGCAAACAUCCAACGACUCGCUGGCACAACAGAGACGUCAGAGAAGCGGAGAGAGACAGAGAGACAGAGAGACAGAGAGACAGAGAGACAGAGAGAGACGGGAUAGCAGAGACAGAGACACGAUGACGGCGAUGGUAGCAACCUCAUUAGGCCGGGGUGGUUGGGUUUGA
Trichophyton verrucosum HKI 0517 is the source of this 288-nucleotide messenger RNA. RefSeq lists its product as uncharacterized. The record is from RefSeq and is a predicted model, not a curated record. The coding region runs from base 1 to 288 and encodes 95 amino acids. NCBI's taxonomy places the organism in Eukaryota, Fungi, Ascomycota, Eurotiomycetes, Onygenales, Arthrodermataceae. The transcript is spliced from 2 exons.